CUGGGAUGUUGAACUUCAACCGCGUUGUUUGACCCAUCACUUGAGAUGGAUGGUGAUGUGUGUUCUGUCGUAGAUGGACGGGAUACUGAUGGUCCAGCUACAACCACAGUGGGUCCAAACACAGUGGAUGGUGAAGAUGCGCAGACUGAAGCAGCUGGAGAGCCCAAUGUACAUGAAAACAGUGAUUGUUCUAAUGUGGAAGUGGAGCGAAAUGCUGCGAUUGCUGCCGCUGUCGCUGAUUUUGAUGCGGAUGACCAGUGCGAGGAGAAUGACUGUGAUGAUGAUACGGUCAAUGUUAUCAUAAAACCUUCCAAUAAGACAGGGAUUUACAAAACUGGUACAGCUUAUCAGGCGCGAUCUGUUUCCCACGUUACUCAACAUCAAAAAGCUCCCCGCCAAGGUGUAGAACUUGAUGAUCCAGGAAAUAUCAAUGGGAUCCCAACAGUGGAGUUUAAUCUCUCCACACUGGGUGAUGAAGAAAAGCCAUGGAAGCGACCUGGAGCAGAUAUAACCGACUACUUUAAUUAUGGGUUUACUGAAGAAACAUGGGUUCAGUAUUGUGAAAAGCAAAAGAUUCUCAGACAGGAAUAUGCAAACACAACAAUCAAGCCUGUUUUAAGUAGUGGAGGUGCCACUUUGCUUCAGCGAAUGCGUACUGGCACUGUUUCUUCAAACACCCGUUCAUAUGAUACUUCUAAACAAGCUAGUAUUAAUGUAAUCAACCUCAGCAGCUCUGGGUUGAGUGCACGACAGUUAAAUUCAAUCACUAAUUCAAAGGCCUCAAAUUCGCCAUCUGAUAUUUCCAAUCGACUGUUGAAUGGAAAUGCCAAUAGUUCUAAUUUACUGAGUCAGUUCAACCAACCACCACCUGGUUAUUUAGGUGGAUCUCAACAGGCUAGUGGAAAUGCUAAUAACACGGCUGUUUUCAACAUGCCUCCGCCUGGUUUUGGGACCCUAACUUCUGGCACAAAUUCACAGGUAUUGAGUGCCACGAAUCCCGCUGCUGCAGCAGCAGCAGCAGCUUUAUUUCCCAACCUUGCGGUACCUCCUCCCGUUGUGAACAAUUUGGCUGGGUGGCCUGCUGGUAACAUGGCACUGUCUGGUCUUAUUGCAUCGGGCGAUGCUAUUAUUGAUCCUUCCACUGGUCAGAUCAGUAGUAUGAUUGAUCAUGGGGAUCGGAGCCCUGGUUCAAUGUACUCGAAUGAAGAUACAAUAUCUCGGCGAGGUCGACGUCAUUUUCAUCAAGAAGAUAUCAGCUAUUAUGAAAGGUAAUCCUCUUGUUUUAUUUAUUAUGUUUUAAUGUUCACUGUCGAGGGUAGGGAUUAGGCUAGGAGGCAAGAGGAAAUUAAUUCAGUUUAUGAUGUGAUCUGGUUAUAUUUAGUUUAGACCAUGAAAAGGCGCUUGUUUUUGUGAUGUAACAUUCUGCCAGACUUGUUGAAUUCUGGUUGGAAACAGCUUGCUAUUCACGCUUCUCGUCGUAUAAAUUUUGUAGGAUGAAAUUGGCUGAGUCACUCGCUGUUUAUCUUUGUUGUUCGCAUUUUUUUCUUGCCCCCAUUCAGAUAUAUUCCGUAAGUCAAACGCAUAGUUUUCGCAAAAUGUUCUUCCUAAAGCUAGUUUUCUAGUUGCUGCUUUUCAGUUAACAUUAGAUUUUCUUUGAGUUUAGUUGGAAACCACUCCUAUCGUCUGGUAGUGCUCACUUGUAAGAGUAAGAUGAUCUCAAACUGGAUGACUAUUUCUCUUAUUUGAAGUCGGAAUAGUCAAUAGUGUAUCUAAAUUGAUUUAAAUCAGAUAGUUGUAUUGUUUAGACCAACCCGCCACAAAUUGCGUUUGGUUUUAGUGGCUUCCGAUACUCAUGUCAGCCAGUAGUAUAUCUCACGCUCUUCUAGUGUUCGUGUAAACAUGUUUAUUAUCUUCCAAGUUGGUGGCGUGAUUUUGAUUAACUUUGCAUCAGCCUAUAGACCGAAUUUAAGACAUUUUUGGAUUUUUCUGAUAAGUGCAACAUCGAAAUCAUGUUUUUGCUUUUACAGAUAUCAACUUUUUAGCCAUAUUUAUACGUGUAACAUAUUUUAACUAUUAACUUGACUAUAUAUAAUGACGGUAGUAAUUAACAUCAUUUGCGGCAGAUGGUGUCGAAGUUUCGAUUAUAACCAUUUUAUAUUAAUGAUAGAUAGUGGCUAGCAGUGGAAUCUAGGACGUGCAUUUCUUCCUAUUUGGGACUCGUCAGCUGGAUGUACGUCCAUCUCAGUGGGCGACAUUAUCCCCUUUAGGACUGGAACCCGGGACCCAUCACUUCAAACCCCAGAGCAAUAUCCACUAGAUCAGUGAGUCAUAAUAGCCACUUCUCGUGCAACGGGUAUGGUUUUUAUGUUGUUACUUGUAUUAUAAUAAUGAUGGAUAUUGGCAAGAGACCGAUCAAUCUGGUCCAAUGAACGACGGGAUGAUACAAGUAACAACAUAAAAACCAUACACGUUGCACGAGAAGCGACUACCGUGACUCGGUGGCCUAGUAGAUAACGCUGUGCCCUUUGAAUCGAUCGGUUCCGGGUUUUAGUUUUAGUGGGAACAACAACACUCACCGGAAGGCAGGUACAUCUAGCUGAGGAGUCCCAAAUAAGAUAUAACAUGCCUACUGGUCACUACCCGUCAUCAAUAUAUAUACCAAGACAUCCGCGCAGAAACUGGUCAAUUCACUCCAACCUAUGACGGGCUAAUACAAGUAACAACACGAUUAUAACCACUUGUUUAUUGGUAAUCAGGAGGAUAGUCGGUCAGUAAAAUAUCAUCGUCAGAUAUAUAACGGUACCGAAUUUUAUGUAUAUCAUCUCUAGUUUUGUCGCACCUGAUAGUAUGACGUAGCCCAUCGCUUCAGCUUUGUCAUUCUCUGCAUAAUGACAGUUUGGACUAGUUUUUAGCUCUAAAUAUUAUUUAGUAUUUGUUCACCACAUGCAGAUAAGCAAAACGUGGUGUCAUAAUUUGGUAAGAAGGGGAGAUGUGACAUACUAGUUUAAGCACUGGACUUUAAAAUAGUAACUUCAGAAUUCAAAUCUCACUCAGUCUGAUUCGACCAAGACAACUAGUCAGUCAGGCUUGUAUCUUUGCGCAUACACUUUUAGCAAGUUGAGUUAAUUUGUUUUAACUCUUUGUACUAACUGGUCCAAUAGUUGUUUUCGAUUUAUAAUCUUGGACAAGUUGAACAAAUUUUGAUAACUAAAGUUCGUUGCUCAGUAAUGGGGUGUUGGGUUUCUUUCUAGGCAUCAUCAAAUAUACCAUCUGUCUGCGUCUUUUUGGAUUGUUUAAUGAAUUCGUCACUAACUAUUGGUUAUGUAUAACUUAUAAGAGGCUGAAGAACUCAAUCGGAAAUUAUUUUUGAAAUGGUUGGUGUAUAUGGGGUCACUGAUUGUAUAUACUCAUGUAGUAAUCCAAUGAGAUGUCACUGAAGUAAAUGUUUCAAAUCUAUCUCCCAAAUGGAAAUAUAAGACAAAGUAAACCCUUGUAUUGUGAAGGUUGUCAGAUAUCCAUGAUUUGUUACAUAAAUUCACCGCAAAAAUAAGAGAAUCCGGCCAGAGUUCUUACUCGUUUCAUUCCAUUCUCGGUGAACACGUGGUCACGGUUGUCAACCCCCACAUAAUCGUUACUGUUUGGAAAGAUUGUACUGAAAUCCACCCGUGUUAGUGAUUAGCAUUUGUAGAUUUAACUUGACAGUUGCAUGCAAGCUCGUGAAUAACUCUGUACCUUAAGGAAUAUAUAGUGUAUACUACUGUUCAGCUGAGAUAUACUAGACUGGGUUCACAUUUAUCACCUUAACCUAAAGUUAUUAUUCAGGUUGUGGGACCGGUACUCUACAUAUUCGUCUGUGUUUUAUUAUACGUUUGUAUCAGCUUUAAUGUUCGACAAAUUUUCAGUAAAUAUACAAAGAGGCUUGUUAGAACUUCAUCACUGAUGUUUUCAAAGAUGGAUCUGCAUAUUUUUGAACCUAUAAGUGUGCUCCCUUCACUGUUAGGACUACUUUUUAGGCAAGAAACAUCAAUUGAGUCAACAAGCGUAGAUAAACUGAAGUGUUUGGUUUAUAUGUUGAAAAUUCGAAGCCAUCAUCUACGCCAAACAAGAAUAUCUCAGCACAGUGCUGAAUAUGAUCAGAUAAAGACAAGCACUAACCCGUAGGGCUUGCUGAAUCUUGCUCUGAGUUAUGUAAGUCCGUGUGGUGACUGUGAUUUAAAACUUCACAGUGGCGCAAAUACGUUCAGUUCUAUUCACAUGUGAAUCUUUUUAAUUAUUAGUUCCCUAUCUAUUUAUAAACAUCUUGAUGUUCAUUUUAAAACAUUUUAGCUUUUGUGUUUUCGUUUUCUGUUUGGUCGAUCGUUUGUAGUAUGAACUUUUCUCCCUUAUCGUGCUAUCUAAACACUUUAUAGUUUUAAAUUGUUUGAAAUAGGAAAUUAUCUUCUCUUAUGAUGAUUAUAAAGAAAAACAGAUUGGCGUAGGUUUUGAUAAUGGUUUGUCUGUUGUUGUACAUUUGAAAUUGUAUCUAAGCUGUACCUUGGCAACCGAUCUGAAAUCAAUUAAUAAAUUCUCCACAAACCUCCAGAUUAAAUUUAUCUCGUGCUCACUAGUGACUAGCUUCGAGAGGUGAUUUCCGAAGUCCAGUGACAAGUCGUGACCGUUGGAGCUAUCCAAGUCGAACAUGAGGAUAGUUACUCAAAGGCGACAUUGGAUGGAGGUCGCGCUGUAUCGUGAACUGACAGAAGUAGGAAAUGUGGACCACUGAAUUCCAACCCAGUGACUCAAUAGUAACGUGCUGGCUGUUGAACCUGAAGGUCCUGAGUUCGAUCCCUGUCGGGGUCAUGAAUGCAUACUCCUAAGGAGUCCCAUACUAGGCUGAAACAGCUAUCCAGAGCUCCCAGGUUUCCAAUGUUUCUCCAACUGAUGUCAAUUCCAUGAUGAAGAUCAACCUGAAGUCAAUUAAUAAAUCUCCACAAACCUGAUUGAAUAAGAUACCUGCUGUGACAUUUGCAUCGUAAACUUGCGUCAAGCAUUAUCGUUAAACAUGAGAUAGUUAAAAGGGUUAGUGUUUAGUCACAAAUACCCCCAAACAUUGUUAAUUGAUGAUGUAGUUAGUGCCUGAACAUGGCUGGAGCUAAGGUUACCGUAAACUACGAAGCUCAUGAAUGUGUGGAAAACUUUAUAUCAACUUUAAAGUAGAUUGAAUAGUCGGUAUGAAAAAUACUUGAAAAUUACGCAUUGUAUACAACCGAGUAUCUUUUUCCAAUCAAGUUUUCGUCAUAAACCACCCAAUCAACACCAUGAAUUGUAAUCCCUUACAUAGAAACAUCAUACAGUUAUGAAAUAUCCUAUUGGGCAACAUAACUACGGAGAAUUUAGAAGUGGCCAGCUAUUGUUUAAGCUACUCUCAUCUGGCUAGUGAAAUUGGCAGGUCAAUUUACGUUGUUUCUAAGUACGUCUAUUGUUUGGUAGUAUAUUCCAUUGAAUAAGAUUACAAUGUUUCAAAGACAAAAGUCCAUUGAUAUGACCCACUAAUAUAUAAGGUAUAUAUAAUGGGGAGUUUCUUUCUUGCUGUCUGGUAUUUAAAUUUUUGUAGGACACGUAAAUCGCAUAUCUUGAACAUCUUCUUGGUUUCAUCAUAGGCUUGUAACCGGUGUAUGAUAACCACUUCUCUGAUAUGAUCUAAUUUGUAGUUGUUUUCUAUUCUUCGAUAAAAAUUAAUUAGAUAAUUAUUUGUUUUAAGGAUAGUGAUUUUUUUACUCCUAUUCUUUAAUCUGUUAUCAGUUUGUUCUCAUCUGAAAAGAUUGGAGAUAAUCGAAAUCUUACUAUGUGUGAUGAAAUUACUUUUAUGUAUAUGCGGAAGUGAACAUUUCCUUAUACCACGUCUCUGAAGAUGUAUGCUAAUCUGUUUAUUGAAGAUGUGGUUCAUUGGUUUAAGCAUAUGUCUUUUAACCGAUGCAUCCCUUUUUCAAAACCAGCUACGUUCACUUCACCUAACUAACAGGGUAGUAUCACAAACAGUCAGACAACAAGUAUGUCUUAUAGCUAAGUAAAUAAUUAAUUAUCAUUUUUGAUGAAAGUGAUUCUGUACAUGGCGUGUUUCAAAGUAAAACUUGAACUACUUUACAUAGGUUGAUUACUAAUAAUCCUUUUUUGAAAAUCAGUUUGACUGUCUGAGAUAGCCUUAGAUUUGAUAAACUUAUAUUGGUACUGGGUAGUGGUUGAAGCUGAGAUGAAAAUUCAGACCGCGGUAGGAAUUAGAGUGUUGAGACUGUGUAGAUAUCAGUAAUAAUAUUUUGCAAGAUUUUUUUUGUUGCCUAAAAGUAAUUGUGUAAAAUGGCUUUCAUUGUUGAACUCUUCAAAUAAACAAACUUUUUUAAUUUGUAUGUUAAAAGCAGAAUCUGUGACUGAAGUAUGAAUUAUGCUUUUUUAUUUGUACCGUGAUGCUUUUAUGUGCCUUUGUGUUCAAUGUACUGUUGAUGUUUGUAUGUUUUCAAUAAAUUCAAACAAUGCACUCGCUGUAGAAUUUCGUAGGACACCAUAGUUAUGGGCCAUAGUUAAUCGUAAAGUAAUGGUAAUCAAACCAAUGAUUUUAGACAACCAUUAGUUUAGGAAUAGGUUCUACAUGAUGGUGGAAUGCUUUAACGAGAGCACAAUCAUGAGUACUUUUGUUAAUCAUUAAGUUCUGUUCUCGAAAAGAUUCCAAUAGCCUGUUUCUUAUUAUUUCACAUGUAGAGACGGUUAUCGUUCACGUCAUCGUAGUCGCUCAAGUAGCCGAGAUCGCUAUCACUCUCGACAUCAUCGGCAUCGUGAUUCAUCACGAUCUGGACGAGACUAUGAACGCCGUAGAGGGACGUCACGUCAUUCUCGCCGUUCACGUGAGGAUCGUUAUUCUGGAGGUGUUGGUCCAGAGGAACAUAAUCCUGUAGACGCUCCAUCGCCAAGUGCAUCAGGCAUUAGCUCACAUCGAAGUAGUGGGCGACGAAGCGACCGUGAACGAGACCGAUCUGGGCGGGACCGUAGUCGUGAAAGAGAGCGCAGUAGACAUCGAAGUGAGCGUCGAGAACGGGAGAGGUCAGUUCGCCCUUCUAAACAAAGUGACCGUCAUUCAUCACGUCGCAAAGAUCAACCUUCCCCACCUAGACCUCCUUCUCAGAUAUCUGUUAUUACUUCAGAUAAACAAGCGACUUCUAAACCUGAUCCCCUUUCAGCUGCAGCGGCUGCUGCUGCAAAUAUCGCUGCCGCUUUGGGAGCAUCUAAUCCCAGCAGCAAAGUUUCCUAAUAAGGAGCUGAUUUCUUUUAUCAACUCCUAAUGCUUUGUACAGCCUUUGUAUUUCACGUGAAUAUAUUUUCUUCACUACUUUUUUGUGUUUUACCAGCUUUACAGUUUGUCAUUAACCCUAUUGACUCUACAGAUUUCAAUUUAUUUGUUACCGGUUUGAUGUUUAUUCUCUCUCUAGAGUAGUUUGUAAUCUACUAAUCCGUUUUCUGUAUUCAUUAUUAACUAUCCACUUUUUAAUGAAUGUGUUAAGCUGUAAGAUAGUGUCUCUUAAAAUUUUGUAAGUGCAUUUUAAUACUGUUUAGUGAAAGGAAAUCAUUUUUAUUGUAAUAUAGCCUUAAAACUCUAACUGAGUGGUUACAUUUAAAAUUUGUGCAUAUAUACUCAUUGAAGUGAAUAACUAUCAAUCUACAAUGGAAAUCAUUUGGAAAAGUUGAUUCUUUUUCAUCCUUUUUGAUCUUUCUUAAAGCUAUUGUUUUUGGUGUUUAUUAUGUCGAUUUUGUAAUGUAUUGCAUAUUGUCUUGAUCCAACAUACCAGCAUAAGAAAAUGUUGUAGAUAUACCUUUCACUAACGUUUUAUUACUGGAAUUUUAAAUAUGGGUUUACUUAAAAUUUCUACGUUUGAACAAAUCAAAGUAGCAUCUUGCACAUUGGUACAUUAGUUCCAAUUGCCACAUUGUUGUUGAUAGUAUCCUCUAAUUGUGUAACUAUCUAACACUAGGUCAUAUGUCCAACAUAUUCAAGUACAAAUAUUCUUCUUCUAUAUUAUUUGGUGAUCGGGUUCGUAGAUCAUCAAAAUAAUGUUUGUAUUUUAUGCAAACAAUAUUGAUCUGUCUCAACUUUUACAAAGGUCACACUUA
Heterobilharzia americana is the source of this 8136-nucleotide messenger RNA. NCBI's taxonomy places the organism in Eukaryota, Metazoa, Platyhelminthes, Trematoda, Strigeidida, Schistosomatidae. The record is from the annotation of a GenBank genome assembly.